This is a messenger RNA of Solea senegalensis (Senegalese sole), 1884 nucleotides long. Its product is annotated as lysosomal thioesterase PPT2-like. The record is from RefSeq and is a predicted model, not a curated record. Bases 560 to 1444 code for a protein of 294 amino acids. Gene Ontology annotation, molecular function: thiolester hydrolase activity. Gene Ontology annotation, cellular component: lysosome. The transcript has 8 exons. Lineage: Eukaryota; Metazoa; Chordata; Actinopteri; Pleuronectiformes; Soleidae.
GAAUGGAAACACACUUGGAUGAUCCCCUCACAAACUGCAGGCAUCUCCCACACUUUCAGUUCAGGGAACAAAGAGGUAGAUUUUAGUCUAAGUCUAAUUCAAGGAAUCCAUUGUUUAUUAUAAAAUAGAGUGAAUUAUUUCCCCCCAUGCCACUGCAACGAGGACCAGUCAAAAAACAAACUGUGUCAGAUUGUCCAUUUAUAAAGUUUCUAACACAUUAAAAGUUGCUGACAGAAGGACAAACAGUGGAGGCAAUUCUAAAGUUAAAAUAAUGAUAAUAACAUAUUAUAGUAUAGUAACUGGAAGUACUCAACUCAGGAGUAUUUCUUGUGAAGAUGCUGAGUAAAUCAAUGUCAUGACAGCAUCACGCAGGCUGUGGGCGGAAAAACAAAACACGGGAAGUAGAAAGUGAGAGACGCUCUGAAACCCACCAGCAUUUAAAGAGAUUAAUCAGCGCCUCUAAUCCCUCCAGUGUCCUCACAUUCUCUCUCCCGGACCAUUACAUCCAAACAUCCGACCUCUGCUGCCCUUGAGCCGCAGUUUAGUCUCACCUGAGGAGAUGAGGAGUCCGCAGAAGCUCCGAGGAUCCCCGCUGCUGAUGCGGCUGUUGCUGCUGUUGGUUGCACUUUGCGCUGAAGGCUACAGGCCCGUGGUCAUCGUGCACGGGCUUUUUGAUGGACCCAAGCAGUUUGAAACUCUGUCUGUCUACAUCAACAAGGUGCACCCAGGUACCGAGGUGCGAGUGAUUGACUUGUACAACAACAUGUCCAGUCUGAAGCCCAUGUGGAGGCAGGUCACAGACUUCAGGAAAGCCAUCGACUCCAUCAUGACGAACGCUCCAGAUGGCAUCCAUCUUAUCUGCUUUUCACAAGGCGGUCUGAUUUGCAGAGCACUUCUCUCCACAACCCCGAGCCACAAUGUGCAUGCCUUCAUUUCACUGUCCUCACCACAGGCUGGACAAUAUGGAGACACAGACUAUCUGAAGUGGGUGUUUCCUAAACAUUUAAAGAAGACAGUGUUUACAUUUUGCUACAGGCGAUUUGGACAGAAAGUGUCUGUUUGUGAAUACUGGAACGACCCUCACCAUAGGUUCCAGUACCUGCAGAACAACAAUUUUCUGUCAAUGCUUAAUGGAGACAUACAUCAUAGUAACAUUAAAGCAUGGAGGGAAAACUUCCUUCGCAUCAGAAAGCUUGUCCUGAUUGGUGGACCAGAUGACGGUGUCAUCACUCCUUGGCAGUCCAGCCACUUUGGAUUUUAUGACAGCAAUGAAAAUGUAAUCGAAAUGAGGGAUCAGGAGUUUUAUAGGAAAGACACGUUUGGGCUGAAGACGCUGGACGCUCGUGGGGACGUGUGGACGUGCACUCAGCCUGAAGUCAAGCAUGUUCAAUGGCACUCCAACUACACAGUGUUCAUGAGAUGCAUCGAGAAGUGGCUCACAUGAAAAGACAUCACCGACAGAGAGUCAGAGAGGUUAAACAGAAUUAUUGUUACGUCCUGUUGUAAAUUGGGCAGCAUACAAACACAAUAAAGAAAAUGAACAUGAAUUUUAUCAUCAGGUAUAGUCAGGUGACUUUCUGUUUACUGGCUAAAAUCUGACUCACUGUCAGUACCUCAUACAACCACAGUUCAAAAAAGAAGAAGAAUGUGCUUUUAUGUUCAACACAAACAGAGUGUGUGAGUGUCUCAGGCUCUUCAGGAGCUCCAUUAUAAAACUGAAGCACAAACAGUAUAACAGUGCUAGAGACUCUAACCGGCUGUUUCUAUUGAUAUGAUCAUCAUAACAAGACAUUGUCUCAUGCAUGAUUCUGCAUGUCUAGUUGCAGCAACUAUGUUUUUCUAUGUAUUUGUUGAUGUGCAUCCAUUAAAGUACAUUACUCUAAU